Messenger RNA from Naegleria lovaniensis, 1779 nucleotides. RefSeq lists its product as uncharacterized. The transcript has a single exon. The record is from RefSeq and is a predicted model, not a curated record. Gene Ontology annotation, cellular component: cytosol. Bases 1 to 1779 code for a protein of 592 amino acids. NCBI's taxonomy places the organism in Eukaryota, Heterolobosea, Eutetramitea, Acrasida, Naegleriidae. Gene Ontology annotation, molecular function: asparagine synthase (glutamine-hydrolyzing) activity.
AUGUGCGGAAUUACCUUUGUAUUGAGAUAUUUGACUUCUGCUGCCUCUCAGCAGGAAUGUCGCGAAUUAGCACUCGAACAAGUUCGUGCCUAUUCCAAAUUAUUGGCUCAUCGUGGUCCUAUUGAAUCCGAUAUUCGUGUAUGGCCACUUGAAUCAUCCGAUGUUGAAAAACAUUCAUUUGCUUGUAUGGCCCAUGAACGUUUGUCCAUUAUUGACCUCACCACUGGAAAACAACCUAUUCUCAGUCAAGAUGAACAAUGUGCUGUGAUUCACAAUGGAGAAAUUUACAAUCAUGAUGCCAUUGAUGAAGAAUUGAAGAAGGAAGGCUUUGUGUAUCGUACUCAUUCCGACUCGGAAUGUAUUCUCCAUUUGUACGAACAAGCAAAGAAGAAACGUUUAGAAAGUGGUGUUGAUAUUGAUCCUCUUACUGUCAUUAACAUGAAAGAUGCUGUUGAGUUUGUUUCCAAAUUGGACGGUUAUUUUGCUACCGUUGUUUAUGAUACUACGACUCAAACUUUGGUAGCAGCUCGUGAUCGUAUCGGAAUCAAACCACUCUAUAUGGGCAAGAAGAAGAAUGAGGGACAAGCAAUGGAUAGUAUUUGGUUUGCCAGUGAGAUGAAGGUGUUGAGUGCUGCUGGUUGUUAUGAAAUUGAAAGUUUCCUACCUGGUAUGGUCUAUGUUCAACAUGCUUCUCAACCUAUCGGAACCAUGCAACAAUACUACAAUCCCAUUUGGUUCGAUACUUGCGUCUAUCAAAAACCAGAGGAAACCGAUUUGAAGAAGAUUAGAGAAGGCUUUGAGGCUGCUGUUCAGAAGCGAAUGAUGUCCGAUGUCGAGUUGGGAGUAUUUUUGAGUGGAGGUUUAGACUCGAGUCUUGUGGCUGCUUUGGUCAAGAAAUUUACCACUCAGGAACGAUUGCAUAGUUUUUCAAUUGGUAUUGGAGCGAAUGAGAGUUCAGAUUUAGUGGCUGCUCGUAAAGUUGCUGCUCAUUUGGGAACUGUUCAUCAUGAACAUAUUUUCUCAAUUGAGGAGGGAAUUGCUGCUUUGGAAAAGGUUAUUUAUCAUUUGGAAUCGUAUGAUGUGACUACGGUGAGAGCAACCACUCCAAUGUUUUUACUUUCUCAAUUAGCCUCUCAAUACAUUCGUGUCAUUUUGAGUGGUGAAGGAAGUGAUGAAAUGUUUGGUGGUUAUGUUUACUUUAGAGAUGCCAAGGAUAGUCAACAAUUACAAACUGAAUUGGUCACCAAAGUUAGAAAUUUGCACUUGGCAGAUGUGAUGAGAUGUGAUCGUGCUACCAUGGCUCAUGGUUUGGAAGCAAGAGUUCCAUUCUUAGAUAAGGACUUUUUAGAUACAGUCAUGAUGGUUCAUCCAGAUCAUAAAUUGCAUUCCUAUCAUGGAUCCGAUGGUGAAGAACAUAACAUGGAGAAAUUCAUUCUUAGAAAAGCCUUUGAUGGAUUGAAUUUGAUUCCAAAUGAAAUUUUGUGGAGAACCAAAGUUCAAUUCGGAGAUGGUGUUGGUCAUGGUUGGAUUGAUUCCUUGAAGGAAUUUUGUGAACAGAAAGUGAGUGAUGAAGAAUUCUUAAAGGCAUCUGAAAGAUUCCCUUACAACACUCCAAUUUCUAAGGAAGCUUAUUAUUACAGAUCAGUCUUUGAGAAGCACUUCCCACAAGAAAUUUGUGCCAAGACUGUGAAGAAGUGGUUGCCAUGGUCCAAAUUUGAAACAGAUCCAUCUGCUCGUUGGCAAAGAGCCUAUGCUGUUGAAGAACCAUCCAAGCAGUAA